CCCUCCUGCCGUCUCCUCUCCCGGCGCGACCACCACGGCACCACCCUCCUCCCCUCUCCGACACCUGCACACAUACACGCGCAAGAAACGCGAGCACGCACGCGCACGCGCUCGCGCUCGUGCGCAUAUGGGCGCGACGGGGAUGGCGACGGCGGCGGGGACGGCGGUACUGGUGUACCUGGUCCUGUCGGGCCGGCUCUGCGGGGACGCCGCCGACGGCGGCCGGGAGGACCAGCUGAUAUCUUCGGCGAUGUCGGCGGCGGCCGCGUCGAGGCGGCGGAGGAAGGAGGAGGCUCGGGCGCGGCGGGCGUCGCGCGCGCGGCGGUGGCCGGAGCGCGCCCCCGCCGGGUGGGGCGAGGCGGCGGCGCUGGCCGCCAGGACCGUGCGGUUCACCUGGCGCGAGACGAUCGGAAAGUGGCCCCUCGGGGAGCUCGCCUUCGGGAUCAAGUACUACAUGCGGCAGCAGGGUAAUCUGCAGCAUGAGUAUGCUGGAAGCGAUUCUGUACCACUGGAUGGACCUGAGGUGAGGCAGGAGCUGAUUUCACUAAACAGAUAUCUGAGGCUAUGCAUGUAUUUCUCGAAGAAGCCAUACGAUGUGUUUCUGGAGUUUGGUGGAUAUGCCCAGAAUGAUGUUCUUAUAAAGAAAUCUAAGGCUAGGCUCCUGAAGCCUGCUUUCACAGUUGUUUGCGACAGAAGUACCAAAUGCUUUCUCCUUUUCAUUCGGGGGGCUAUCAGUGUUAAGGAACGUCUGACAGCAGCAACUGGUGCAGACGUUCCAUUUCACCAUGUUGUGGUGCAAGAAGGUCGUGUCUCCAACUUAGUGCUGGGGUAUGCCCAUUGUGGGAUGGUUGCAGCAGCUCGCUGGAUUGCAAACCAGGCCAUUCCCUGCCUAAGUAAAGCAGUCGAGCAAUUCCCAGGCUAUGGAAUUAAGAUCAUUGGACAUUCAAUGGGAGCUGCAAUUGCCGCAAUACUAACAUACAUCCUGCGUGAGAAUGAUAAGCUAUCAUCAUCUACGUGUAUUGCAUUUGGGCCAGCUGCUUGCAUGACGUGGGACUUGGCUGAGUCGGGUAAAGACUUUGUUACCACCAUUGUCAAUAGAAAUGACGUAGUGCCAUCUUUGGGCAGAGUUUCUACUUCCAAGCUGCGUACAGAGGUUAUGGCAUCAUCUUGGGUACGUGAACUUCGCGAUCAAAUUCAGCAGACUAGAUUCUUAGGUUUUGUAAACCGUUCUGUGAGUUUCGUCAGAUCCCACGUGCCCUUCGUAUCUGAUCCAAGAUCCAAGGUUGUAGAUGUCGAUAUGCUGCAUUCUCACAGUUCGAAGGCUAGAAGGAAGCCUUCAACGGAUACCAGUGCUGCUGUAAAGAAACGCCCUGCACUAGUUUGCUGGUCAUGUGUUGCUGCACAGAAACAUACUAUCGAAUCUUCAAAACAAACUCAGGACAUGAAAAUUCAAACCGAUGCUGAUGUCAAAAUUGAAAAAAUUACUGAAGCAGAUGCUGCUGAACUAGUCUCAGUCGCUCUUGGAGAUCUAAACCUUCAAGAAUCAGAUAAUGAGGAUGUCGACAGAGAGGAAAUGGAAUCAGCACUGAAAGAAACAGGUGAAGAGGCCAUGGAGCUUCUAGAAUCCUUGACUGAGGAUCAGGAUGUGCAGUCUUCGUCAACCUCUUCUCAAGAGCCCCGCCAGUUAUACCCCCCAGGGAGAAUAUUACACAUGGUUGGAUCGCCAUCAGCAGAACCAAACACUACUGAGCAAGGUGGUCCGGAUGAGGUUGUCACACUUUAUGAGACACCUCGACAUUUGUACAGUAAGAUUCGCUUGGCGAGAUCCAUGAUAGGAGAACAUUACAUGCCCAAAUACAUUAAAACAUUGGAGCUGUUGAUCGACAAGCUUGCAGAGGAGGACAUCCACCACCAACUGGUUGCAUUGUAGCAUCAAAAUUGUGUACAGAAUAAUUACUGUACAGAUCAUGAAAAGAAAAGGCAUUGACUCAGAUUGCUAGUGCUUAGUUCUGGUUGAUUUAAGGUUUUUCAUAGCAAUCAAGAAGCUGUACAUCACUACCAAUUUGACUUUGGUCUGUUGAUUUGCUGUCAUUUCACUUUGACACCCAUCUUCGGAAGAGCUCAAAGAGCUGAACCUGGUGAUGAUUUCAGUAAUUUCAGUCCUAGUUGUUGCUAGGCUAACCCAUGAUAUUCAUCUGCAAGACACGCAAACGCUAAUUGUUUGUCAGUAAGGCAUUCAGUCCUCAAGCUGCAGCAAGUCUUGUUUGUGUGAUCAGUUUACCCACAGAUGUGUACAGUUUAAAACAGCUAUUUUCUUUAGCCAAAUUUCUGAUAUCAAUGUAUUCAGUAUUUGUAGAAUUUGGCACAAUUGUUUCUUUAGCUGAAUUUAUGUGGCUCUGUACAACAAGUACAGUUUAUAACACUGAAAUAGUACCGGUCAUGUUACAGAUCAAAUUAUACUACUACUGAUGUGAUGUUUUUCUAAAGAAAAA
This is a messenger RNA of Phragmites australis (common reed), 2492 nucleotides long. RefSeq lists its product as uncharacterized. Lineage: Eukaryota; Viridiplantae; Streptophyta; Magnoliopsida; Poales; Poaceae. The coding region runs from base 128 to 1930 and encodes 600 amino acids. Gene Ontology annotation, biological process: lipid catabolic process. The transcript is spliced from 7 exons. The record is from RefSeq and is a predicted model, not a curated record.